Frankliniella occidentalis (western flower thrips) is the source of this 4919-nucleotide messenger RNA. It is a transcript of the gene grn, whose product is annotated as endothelial transcription factor GATA-2. The coding region runs from base 494 to 2623 and encodes 709 amino acids. The transcript is spliced from 8 exons. The record is from RefSeq and is a predicted model, not a curated record. NCBI's taxonomy places the organism in Eukaryota, Metazoa, Arthropoda, Insecta, Thysanoptera, Thripidae. Gene Ontology annotation, molecular function: zinc ion binding; DNA-binding transcription factor activity, RNA polymerase II-specific; RNA polymerase II cis-regulatory region sequence-specific DNA binding. Gene Ontology annotation, biological process: negative regulation of transcription by RNA polymerase II; positive regulation of transcription by RNA polymerase II; cell fate commitment.
UCGAGCAGUCCGUGUCGCACGGAGAGGCUGGGCUGCGUCGUGUCGCGUCGUUCGCAACCCCUUGUGUGUCAACCACCCACCCCCACCCCCUCGCUCCCUUCCCCCAGUGGUGUGUUUGUGAUUGUGACAGCCCCAGUGUAGUGCUUCAGUGUUUGUUCGUGCGACAUUAAAUUCUGUGACAGGGGCCAAAGUGAACCGGGUUGGCUCCCUGUGUUUCGCGCGUGUGUUGAGUGCUCCGAUUCAAUUCUUUAGUGUGCAAUUUUGUUGUUUUCGGUGAUUGAAAACUAAGGUUGCUCCGCGUCGCGUCGCAUGGCAGGUCCCCACCAUGGGGCCCAUGGGGCGGCGUGCUAGCGCGCGUGCUGUCUGGUCGGGCGGGCAGUAGCGGGCAGUAGCCCCCGCACACCAGCCGGGCCCCCCACAGCCCCCGCCCCCAGCGUCGCCCCCGCCGCGAGCCGGCCGGGGCCCCACCGCUUGCACUCUGGCGCUGGAGAUCAUGGACAUGGCGGCGAGCGAGCACCACCCUCACCACCCGCACCACCGGUGGUACGAGGCCCCUCGGCUUGCCAUGAACCAGUCGCCGUCCCACCACCUGCCGGCCAUGAGCGCCGAGGACCUGCUCGCCGGCAACGGCGGCCUCAACGCCUCGCCCGGCGACCUGCUCGGCCAGCACCAGGGCGGCGGCCACCCCAACCAGGAGAUGUCCGGCUCGAGCAUGGCCGAGCACAUGUCCUUUUUCCACCACUCGGCGGCCGCCUCGCUGGCGGCGGCGGCCGCGGCUGACGGCUCGGCGUCCGCCAACGGCCGGCCCGGCGACUACUCGCACCAGCGGGCGGCCGCGGCGGCGCGCUACUACCAUACCCAGAUGCACUCCCCCUACGCGUCGGCCGCGACCCAUGCGGCGGCGCGGAUGUCAGGCUCGCAGAUGUGCAGGCCGCACCACUUCCCCCCUUCACCGCUCCAUCCCUGGCUGUCGUCCUCGGACGCGGCGUCAUCGGCGUCGUCGUCCAAACCCGCCUCCUCGUCGUCCUCAUCGUGGUGCAACCCCUUCAGCUCGUCGUCAAACAGCGAGCAGCACAACAACCCCAGCACGACCCCCACCAACAACCCCUCGACAACGCCCACCAACACCUCCAACAACAACAACAAUAAUAAUAGUACUAGUAAUAAUAAUAACCGGACAGAGCAGAACGAGGACCAGAAGCCCUCAUCGCCGUCGGUGAGCAGUCACCACGUCCCCCAGCACCAUCACCUGUUCUCGUUUCCCCCGACGCCGCCCAAGGACGCGACGCCCGACUCAGUGACGGCAGCGUCAACGGCGGCGUCGUCGUCCAACGACUACAACGCGGCCAUCGCGCAGGCGGCGCAGGCCGCGCACGCAGCCGCCAUGGGCGCCGCCUUCAUGCAGCACCAGGACGUGUCUGGCUGCGGGGUGGGCGGCGUCGCGGGUGUCGGCCCGCUCGACGUGAAGCCCUCCAUGCUGGGCUCCAGCUGCUCCAACGCGGCAUCGUCCAACAAGCAGCGAGAAGGUACGGCAUCCUCCAGUAGCAACAAUAACAACAACAACACCUCGUCGAGUUCGGCCUUUAGCUGUUCGUCGGCGGCCACGUCCCCCGUGGACGACCCCGCGCCCUCUUCGUCGCCGAGCAGAAGACAGGAGCAGGACUGCAUGGACCAGCAGCAGCAGCACAUGCAGGACGCGGGUCACUACCCUCCCCCUCCCCUGCAGUACGGCGGCCAGAGUGGCGGCUACAUGGGUUACCCCCACCACCUCAACCACCACAUGUUCGGCACUAAGACGUCGCCCAGCCCUCUCGGGGGCCUCGGGGGCUCCAAAGUGUCGUCCAGAAAUAAGUCGCGAUCGAGCGCGGAGGGUCGAGAGUGCGUCAACUGCGGCGCGACGUCGACGCCGCUGUGGCGCCGCGACGGCACGGGGCACUACCUGUGCAACGCGUGCGGCCUGUACUACAAGAUGAACGGCCAGAACCGGCCGCUCAUCAAGCCCAAACGGAGACUGUCGCUGCAGUCGGCCGCGCGCCGGGCGGGCACCUCCUGCGCCAACUGCAAGACCACCACCACCACGCUGUGGCGCCGCAACCAGAACGGCGAGCCCGUGUGCAACGCGUGCGGACUCUACUACAAGCUGCAUAACGUGAACCGACCAAUGACGAUGAAGAAGGAGGGCAUCCAGACAAGGAACCGCAAGCUGUCGUCCAAGUCGAAAAAGAAGAAGGGCGGAGGUGGCGGCUGCCUCAGCCUGUCGGGCGUCAUGUCCGAGAUGAUGAAGCCCCUGGACCCCAGCGGCAAGGGCGUCGGCGGCUACCCCGGCUCGUUCAACACCAACCCUCACCACCACCUGGGCGCCGCGGCGCUGCACCCCGCCGCCCACCAUGCGGCCGCGGCCAUGAGCCACUGGUACCACGGCUCCAACGUGCACCAUCAUCAGGGCUUCGUAGCGCCCGCACCGGCGCCGCACGGCGGCCUAGGGGCGGGCCACCCACACCCCGCCGCACCCUCCAUGCACCACCACCACCACAUGAGCUCGCUGUCCGCGCUAGGCUCGGGGUCCCUGGGGCUAGCGGCCACCUCCAACUCCAUGGCGAGUUGGCGGUCCGAGUACACGUGAUGAGCUUCGGGAGCUCCUCCGAGGUUCCCAACCGUACUACCCCCGCAGUGCGCGGUCCAGCCCGGCGCAGCCCGCAGUCACCCGCCAUCGCAGAAAUGUGCAACAUGUUAUCCUAGUUAAAUUAUUAUUUGCUCGCACUUAUUUAUUUCUGUUCGCUGUGCGUUCCGCCAAAGUGAGGACAGUACUGAGGCGCUGUUUCAGUUUUUUUCUUUUAGAGAAAAAGUCAUGUGGCUCUUAUUGUUGUUAAGGGACUUGCACGCACUGCAAAGUGUCAACAAAGUGAUCUAUGAAGACUUGUAGAGACGAGUACAAAGCAAUUUUAUGAGAAACUAAAGACAAAUUAUAAUUUAAAUUAUUAUUUUAUUUCUGAGAUGUUAAGUGAUGUUAUUGCUAUUAUUAUUAUUGAUUAUUAUUAUUACUGCAAUGAUAGAAUCACCUAGAAGUCAUAAAUGGGCCUUGUACAAACAAAACUGUGCAAUUUAUAUUUUAUGUUUCUUAUCAGAGUUCAAGCAUGAUUGUUAAAUCAAGAAUCUUCUGUAAACUCAUUUCUUUACAAAUGAAACUGUUAAAAGUCUUCUGGAUGUUGUGCGCAACCGGUGGUGUGCUAUUGGGCACACCUCUUUUGAUACAUUCUUGACGUUACCUGUUGAAAUCUGUGUGUUUCAUUUCUGAAGAGUUGAUGUGAGAAGAAAGUCAGUAUGCUUGUUGUUGUGUGUAAGUGUGCGUGUGAAAGUGAGUGCGUGAAUGAAUGUGUAUCCGCGUGCCGACAGUAUGCGCGCGUCUUUCAGCUCGACACAGGGAUUGUGAUUGUUCAAAAUUAGUAUAUAAAAAUUUAAUUCUGUACUAAAUCUGUAAUUUGUUUGUAAUUUGUUUUAUAGAUUGAUAUGAACCUUCAAAGUUACCAUUGUUUCGUACGUUUUCGAUAAGAGGCUUUAUCAUUUUAAGUUGCUCCCACUGCUUAGCUUUUUACUCUAGUUCCAUAUUUUCAUCUUUAAUUUGUGCAGAGACAAAUUACCUAGAGACCUUUAGUUCAAACACGUUAUUGUUGUUGUACCUUUGUGGUUGUAAUGUUGUAGAUGCAGGCAGCGGCGCAGAGCGCAAGCCGCUAAAGUCGGGAGAGCUAAUUAUUUUGUGUUUGGUGUGAUUCCCUUGUGAUCGGUCUCACUGAAUCCUAUUAUCUGUGAUUUUGAAAUCACAAUCCGCGUCGUCUCACCUGAUGUUAAGUGUGAUAUCCUGUUCAAUGGGUGACCGGGGCGCCUCGCGACCGGGCGGAGCGAAGCGGUUCCUGUCCUUCCCUAGGCUCGUCCCGCCCCGAGGCGUGUCCCGGUCAAAUCCAAGCCUCAGAUCUCUGAUUGUAAACUGUUUACUUGUUAGCCUCGUGAAAAUGGCUGUCGAGCAGCGCGCGUGUGAGGCGAAGCGAAGCGGGGCGUUGGCUGGCUAUAGGCCCCUCGCCAAUUUGUUUUCCAAAAUUGUAUUGCAAACCAUCUGAUGUGGAACACUUUGAUUGUAGCUCUUCUAGCUGAGAGGGGAGUUAAGAGGGACUGCCGUGCGCGGGAUGCUUUCUCUUUGCUCGGCGCCAUCGAACCUAUAAUUUAUUUGUUGUUACAUUUUUAUUGUCUCUUGGCAAAGGGGAAGGGCAUAAGUGUCCCGAUCAGAUUUGGCGAUGUACAGCGGCCAGUGUCGCAUCGCACGGCCUAUGGUCUGGCCACCCCGCUCUAAACUAAGCAUACCAAAGUUUGUAUUUAUUUAAGCGGCGGUUCCGCUCGCCCGGGCCGCCGGUCACAGAGUUAUAUUAUACCGUUUCCUCGCCUCGGGGGAACACCACAGAUACUAUUGUGAUGUGUGAAAUAAUGUAUUUUUAAUUAAAAAUGGGGCAAAACAAAAAUUUUACUAGUGAUAAAGAUUAUUGAAUGAUUGUAUGAAAUGUAUUAUAUUAUCGUUAAGGUGAAAAGCUUAAAGAGUACGAAAUGUGUUAUUGUGUUAUGUCGACAAAUACUCAAUUUUCACAAAUUUGGGGAACAUGAUUGUGUAUAUAUGUUAUAUAUUUUCCUUGUUUGUAAGUCACAAAAGCAAGACAUUAAUGUUAUUUAAAGAAGAGACCUUUUAUUAGGACGAUUUGCUGUCGUAUCGAUCUACUCCACCCUCUUCAUGUUUUAAAUCCCUGUAUACUCAGCAUGCAAAAGUCCAACUCCAUCUUGUCAAUCGUAUCGUGUUUUUGUUUUAAAAAGGGGCCGUCAUGUAACAUUGUGUAGAAUAAUGUGUGUGUAAAGUUGCAUAAAUCAAUGACAAACGACAA